AGAGUGAGUGACACAAAACAAAAAGCUCUGAGCAAAAAAAAAUGCAGAAACCAUGUCUUCUUCUCUCAUGCUUCCUCUUCUUUUUGAUUCCACAACUAUCUUUCUCUUGCCCACCAGACCAAAGACAAUCCCUUCUCGAGUUCAAGAACUUGCUUACUCAGAACAUCAAGAACCAAACCACAGCAGAUUUGGGAGGUUUAAAGACCUGGAGGCCAAACUCAGAUUGCUGCAAAUGGCAACUUGUGAGAUGCAACACUCGUUCACUACAAGUGAUUGAGCUGAAUCUGAACUCACUUGUUCUCUCUGGCUCAGUGAGUUCAACCCUUCUGAGACCUGUUAUGCGUAUAAGCUCUCUUGUAACGCUAGAUAUCUCGUCUAAUUUCAUACAAGGAGAGAUUCCUGGUGAUGGUUUAGCCAACUUGACCAGGUUGGUCUCUCUUGACAUGAGUCGUAACAGCUUCAACGGCUCUAUACCUCUUCAACUGUUCUCCAUCAAGACUCUUGAGCGCCUUGACUUAAGCAUGAAUGUUAUUGGUGGUACGUUGAGUGGUGAAAUCAAAGAGCUCAAGAAUCUGCAGGAACUUAUCUUAGAUGAGAAUCUCAUUGAAGGAGAGAUUCCUCCAGAGAUAGGGGGUCUUACUGAACUGAAGAAACUGUCACUGAAGCAGAACAAGUUUUCUGGUCCUAUACCCUUGUCCUUGACAAAGUUAAUGAAGCUUGAAGUGUUUAAUCUCCAGAACAAUACCAUCUCCUUUAAGAUCCCAGACGGUAUUGGAAGCCUUGUCAAUCUCUCAACUCUGUCCUUGAGCUGGAACAAUCUCUCUGGUGGCAUUCCAUCAUCAUUUCAAAAGCUGACUAAUCUCAAAACCCUUGAGAUUGAGAAUAACAAAGGCUUCUCAGGUGAGAUUCCAACAUGGCUGUUUAGUCUUGAGAAGCUGAAGAUACUGAGGCUUGGAGGAAACAAACUCCAGUGGAACAAGAAUGGUUCUGUCUUUGCACUCUCUAAGUUGACACAUCUGUCACUUAGAUCAUGUGGCUUAGAAGGGAACAUUCCAGACUGGCUCAAGAACCAAACAUCUCUUCUGUACCUGGACUUGAGCAUGAACAGACUUGAAGGAAGUUUCCCCAAGUGGUUGGCUGAUCUUAAAAUUGGAACUAUAAUCAUGUCAGACAACAGACUCUCAGGUCCACUGCCUCCUAGUUUGUUUCAGACUUUCAACCUAUCAGUUCUUUCCCUAUCCAGAAACAACUUCUCUGGUCAGAUUCCUGAUACUAUAGGAGAAACAGGUGUCAUGGUACUGAUGCUGUCUGAAAACAACUUCUCAGGACCAGUACCAGAUUCUAUUACAAUGGUAUAUAGGCUGCUGUUGCUGGACUUGUCUAAGAACAAGCUAUCAGGUGAGUUCCCAAGAUUCAGCCCUAUUUCAUUGCUCGCGGUUCUCGAUAUAUCUUCAAAUGAGUUCUCAGGUGAUGUUCCAGCUUCCUUUGGCCUUACCACUAUAAUGCUCUCCAUGAGUCAGAACAACUUCACCGGCGAGUUCCCUCAGGACUUCAAAAACCUCCCAUUCUUGAUGCAUCUUGACCUUCAUGACAACAGAAUCUCUGGUGGCAUUCCAUCAGGGCUACCUCCAUCUCUAGAGAUACUUAGCCUGAGAAACAACUCUUUCAAAGGUUCAAUACCACAAGACAUAUCAAAACUCACAAGCCUCAAGGUCUUGGACCUCUCUGACAACGAACUUGAUGGGUCUCUCCCUUCAUCUCUUGGUAACCUCACAGGGAUGAUGGUAUCUCCCACAAGCAACUCUUCCACUUUUAAUUCUGCAUUCAGCUUCAGUAUAGAUAUACAUGACUUGGCUGUGAACUGGAAGAACUCAAAGCAAGGUCUUGCCAACAGAAACCUCUACCUCUACACACUCUUAGACCUCUCCAAGAACAAGCUACAAGGAGAACUCCCAGCUUCUCUAGGCAAUCUCAGAAACUUAAAGCUUUUGAACCUCUCUUACAAUGACAUCUCUGGAUUGAUCCCACAAAGCUUUGGAGGUUUGGAGAAGAUAGAGGUCUUAGAUCUUUCACACAACAACCUCUCUGGAGAGAUUCCCAAAACUUUAUCUAAACUCAGUGAGCUGAACACUUUGGGUUUGAGUAACAACAAGCUUACAGGUCCUAUACCUGAGAGUCCUCAGCUAGACAGGUUAAACGAUCCAAACAUUUACGCGAACAACAGUAAACUAUGUGGAGUGCAAAUCCAAGUACCAUGUUAUGCAUCACAGAUAGAACCACCAAAGGAAGAAGAUGAAGAUGAAUCAUUGUUUUCAUGGAGAGCUGCAGUCAUAGGUUGUCCAUGUGGGUUUCUUAUGGCGGUUGUGGUAAUGUAUGUGGUUGGCUAUUUCAGCAGACCACCACCACCUCGAAGGAGAUCUGUGAAGAACAGAGUAGGGUCUCAGAAAAUGAAGGCUUUGGCUUCUUGAGACCAAAUGUGAGAUUGUUAUAUUAUGGUGUUGUAGUCUGGAAAAAAUAUUAUAAAAUAAAACAUUUUAAGUGAGCAAUGAAACCUGCUUCUUAUCUACCCAGCUGAACAAGAAUUGAAUCUUUCAAGUUCUUGAGUUGCGUAAUCUCUCAAGUUACACUGCCUCAUGUUCACUAACUUGUGUGUUGGGCUUUGCUACAAUGAGUCUCCUCUCACCUUGUUAUCUGCUUUGUUUAUCUUCCAAAAGACUGAUGAUUGUGUUUCUCACUUUUCUAACAUGUUUUUUG
Eruca vesicaria subsp. sativa (arugula) is the source of this 2754-nucleotide messenger RNA. NCBI's taxonomy places the organism in Eukaryota, Viridiplantae, Streptophyta, Magnoliopsida, Brassicales, Brassicaceae. The record is from the annotation of a GenBank genome assembly.